AUGGGUAGAGGGAGAGGAAAAGGGAAGAAACAAUCGGUUAUUGCCGCUCGUGAUGAUACUGGAAGUGGUGAGGAUGAGAAGAUAUUAUCUAGGAGAAGAGGAAGGCCACAAAAACCCUUGAAGGAUGAAAUUGAGGAAGCAGAUGAAGUCGAGAAGAUAGAAAACGAAGAAAACGUUCAGGAUUCAAAUAGUCCCGUUUUGAAUAGAAGUACAAAGAAUCAAGUUGCUACAGAGAAAGGCCGGAAAAGGCUAAGGCCUUCUCAAGUCAAGGAAAAUGCGGAUUUACUGAAAGAGGAAAAUGGCUUGGGAAUCAAAACUAAUGCUUCUGACUUGAUCAAGUCCGUUGGGUUCAGACCAAGUAGAAGCAGGAGGAAAAAUAAGCCUAGGCGGGCUGCUGAAGUCGGCGUUGAGUGCAAAUGA
Messenger RNA from Fraxinus pennsylvanica, 420 nucleotides. Lineage: Eukaryota; Viridiplantae; Streptophyta; Magnoliopsida; Lamiales; Oleaceae. The record is from the annotation of a GenBank genome assembly.